UUGAAUGUAGCUAUGGCGGAGGCGUGGCGGAGUGGAGGCAGCGCCGUGGCGGCGGCGGCGAUCGCGAGAUCUGGCGCCGCCGCGAGGCAGUCGCUGCUGGCGGCCGAUCCGCCGUCGAUGAAGAAGCAGCAGGCGCCGCAGCACAACCCCCAGGGCUACAUUGCUCGCGUUCUUCACGCGUUCCAGUCGCUGCCAGGGUUUUUGUCGAGGAUCGUGUCCAGGGAGGGCGAGAGCUCUUCCUCGGAGUCGGAGGGAUCGCUAGGUGCGAGGGUUUUGGCACGGCGGGGCUGGAUCGCCGUGGCCGUGUCCUUGGCUCUUCUCGGGCUCUUGUUCUUUUGCUUGCCUCUUGCGUGGGACCAUUUGAAUCGUCCAUAUCUCUGUCGGAAGGAUGGUGUGAUGCUGCAUUGUCCACCGGUUUCGGACACGCCUUCUUUGUGGCACAAUCCAAAAUCUGCAACUAAGUCGUGGCGACCUUGCGCCGAGGAGCGAGCUUCUAACCACAUUGUGCCUCUAGCGGAGGAUGAAACAAAUGGUUACCUCGGCAUCCAUGCCGAAGGAGGACUAAAUCAACAGCGCAUUGCGAUUUGCAAUGCUGUUGCUGUUGCAAGGAUCAUGAACGUGACGCUCAUCAUCCCGUUGAUGAAGCAGGACCAGAUAUGGAAAGACAAAACGCGGUUUGAGGACGUCUUUGACGUGGAUCAUUUUAUAGAGUCCCUCAAAGAUGAUGUGCGGAUUGUGAAAGACAUACCGUCGUGGUUGCCGGAUAAAGGCGAUUUGUAUACUAGCCUCAAGAGGACUGUUAAGAACAUCCCCAAAUAUGCAUCGGCACAGUGGUAUUUGGACAACGUUUUGCCUCGUAUCAAAGAGAAAAGAGUGAUGGCUCUAAAGCCUUUUGUCGACAGGCUUGGGUAUGAUAAUGUGCCAGCUGAAAUCAACAAGCUGAGAUGCAGGGUCAACUACCACGCUUUGAAGUUUUUGCCUCAUAUAGAAGAAAUGGCGGAUGUCCUAGUUUCCAGGAUGAGAAACAGAACGGGCUUAUUGAAGCCGUAUAUGGCCUUACACUUGCGAUUCGAGAAGGGAAUGGUCGGACUUUCAUUUUGUGAUUUUGUUGGUAACCGCGAAGAAAAAGCAAUGAUGGCUGCUUACAGGAAGAAAGAAUGGCCUCGCAGGUUCAAGAACGGGUCACAUUUGUGGCGUCAAGCUCUACUGAAAAGAAAAGAGGGAAGGUGUCCACUCGAGCCCGCAGAAGUUGGCGUGGUUCUCAUGGCCAAGGGGUAUCCAAAGGAGACGCAGAUUUACGUCGCGUCGGGCCAAGUUUACGGCGGUGAGAAUCGCAUGUCCCCGCUACGAAACAUGUUCCCAAACUUGGUGAGAAAAGACGAUCUAGCAACGAAAGAGGAACUCAAGCCAUUCAGACAGCACGUCACCAGCCUCGCUGCUCUCGACUUCCUGGUGUGCGUCAAGUCCGAUGUCUUCGUGAUGACGCACGGUGGAAACUUUGCCAAGCUCGUCAUUGGUACCAGGAGAUACAUGGGACACGAGCUCAAGUCCAUCAAACCGGACAAGAGCCUCAUGGCCAAGGCGCUGGGCGAUCCCACGCUGGGAUGGCCGGCCUUCGUGGACCAGGUUGCCUCCACUCACGAGUUCCGGACGGGUUUACCCGAGCCGACGUUUCCAGGAUUUGAUAUCUACGAGAACCCGCUAAGCCACUGUAUGUGUAGAGCUUGAUCAAGGAAUAUCAAUCGCAUUGUCUAUGA
Molecule: messenger RNA, 1757 nt
Organism: Selaginella moellendorffii
Lineage: Eukaryota; Viridiplantae; Streptophyta; Lycopodiopsida; Selaginellales; Selaginellaceae
Product: protein PECTIC ARABINOGALACTAN SYNTHESIS-RELATED
Exons: 11
Coding region: 13-1728 (571 amino acids)
Source: RefSeq, a predicted model, not a curated record